UAAUUUUGUCCACCAUAUGUAAUAAAGGCAAGCAAAUGUGAGGAAGAGCUGUUGCAAUUAAUGCUUCUAAAAUAUCUAGUUCGGACCACCGCGCCAAACACCGUACCUGAAAUGUUUUAAGGACACGGUGGAGAAAUCUCUCUUGUCCACAGUGAUAAAUAACAUCGCUCUUCGGAGAGAUUAAGGAGUUAGUAUCAAAUAACUGUCAGUCAAUAACCACUCCUCUCACUCUUGCGGUUGUUGUAAAUUUAGUGUGAGAUUUGUUUCCUCAUCUGAAGUUGCUUCAACUAUUUCUUUCCUUUACUAGUAAUUGUUUUUUUUUGGGAUACCGCUUUCUUUCACUAUCUUUAUUUCCUCAUUUUCCUGUAUUUGCUUUCUUAUUUUGGGGGUUUUCUGGGUUCGCUUUCUUUAGGGUUUUUGAAUUGACAUUCUCUUUGAGCACUAGCUGGUUAAGUUUCUGUUGCUUUUAUCUAUGUUUUUUUGUCCUUUUUCUUUGAGUGAUUUGAAUUAGGGCAUCAAGCUUGGUGAAAAGUCGAAUUUACCGAAGGUGUUCUUUUCCUUUGAGCACGUAUUUUGAUGGGUCUAGAGCUCAUUAAGUAAAAAGAUCCAAUUUUUAACGUUCUCCCUCUUGUUUUUAAUAAAAAAUGUUCCUGUUUUUAAGUGGUUAUUCCCCUCUUUGUACUCUUAGUCCUGUUUUUACCUCUUUUGGGUAAUUUAUUCGGAUAGGUAUAAUCUGGAAGAGUGUAUAUCUUGUUGUUCUUUUUGUAUGUCAAAUCCCUCCAUUUUAUAUGUUUUUUUGGUGGUUUUAAGCAUGUUGGGUCUGUUUCUUCAUGGAUUUCAUGGGAGAAGCUAGUUUUGCUGGAGGGAAUAUGAUCCCCGAUAGCACUUCUAAUGGUAGUGGCUUUGACAAUUGGGGUCCUGGUUUUUCUGACCAGGCUGUCUGGGCUACUGAGGAUGAUUAUAGAGAUUGGAACACAGGCCCCUCCUCCGAAACCCCUUCCAGUUCCAAUCGAUCUGGGAGUGAGCCUCCCCACAAGAAGUCACGGAGCUCGCAGGGGGCAGAUUCACAUGUUACUAGUCGCUCCAAAGCAAUUGGAAAGAUGUUCUUCAAAACUAAAUUGUGUUGCAAGUUCCGCGCUGGGGUGUGCCCUUAUAUUAAUAAUUGUAACUUUGCUCAUGGUAUAGAAGAGCUGCGCAAGCCGCCUCCUAAUUGGCAAGAGAUAGUUGCUGAACAUGAAAGUGAGCACGGAGGAGGAGGAGGAGUUAUGUUGGAAUUUAGAGAAGAGCACCAGAUACCAACUGUGAGUUCUCCUGAGUUGCGUAUUGAGACACAAAGGUCCUUUAAAGGGAGGCAUUGCAAGAAGUUCUACACUGAAGAAGGAUGUCCUUAUGGAGAUACUUGCACUUUCCUUCACGAUGAACAGUCUCGAGCUAGAGAGAGUGUUGCAAUAAGUGUGACUCCCACUGUUGGUGGAUUUGGUAAUAAUGCUGCUGGAGCAAACCUGAAGCCUUCAAACUGGAAGACAAGAAUUUGUAAUAAGUGGGAGACCACUGGUUAUUGCCCUUUUGGCAGCAAGUGUCAUUUUGCUCAUGGAGCAGCAGAGUUGCACAAGUAUGGUGGAGGACUGAUGGAGACUGAAGGCAAAGAUCCUCUGUCUACUCCUCCAGACUUAAGGCAGGGAGGGGGUUCUUUAAAAACAACAGAAAGUACAGUGCCCUCAACAAUUUCAGCACCUCACACAGAUGUUUACCAUUUGGGGCCGGGCAUUCAAGUGCAAAGGUCCUCUGGCAUAGUCCAGAGAGCUGGCCAUAGGGUCAUUCAGAAAUGGAAAGGGCCAGAUAAAAUUAGUAAGAUAUAUGGUGACUGGAUUGAUGACAUCGAGUGAGGAAGUCGUGUUUGCUAACAACUUAUCUAUUUAUGAAGAUACUCUGUAGGCAGGCAUAGACGUGCUCUCGACUAAUAGGCAUACGAAGGAAUUUGAGUUCUUUUGUAUUUCUUUGAACUGUAACAAGGGCAGGCCUAAUGCUGUUUUAGAGCUACAAACAAAUACAGCUGCUUGUCAGCAUGUAUUGUCUAAUAUCUAUGUAUUCUAAUAUCCCUGUUUGGGAGAAAAGGAGGAGCAAAGUCUCUGUUGUAGUUCAUCCUCUUGAAUUUAAUUAUGUGAUUUGCAUUGCCUAAUGAAAUAAUAACUAGUAGUCGUACCGGCGCGAUGCGCGAUCAA
This is a messenger RNA of Nicotiana attenuata, 2222 nucleotides long. Its product is annotated as zinc finger CCCH domain-containing protein 56-like. The transcript has 2 exons. Bases 831 to 1886 code for a protein of 351 amino acids. The record is from RefSeq and is a predicted model, not a curated record. Gene Ontology annotation, molecular function: metal ion binding; mRNA binding. Lineage: Eukaryota; Viridiplantae; Streptophyta; Magnoliopsida; Solanales; Solanaceae.